Malania oleifera is the source of this 2027-nucleotide messenger RNA. RefSeq names its product probable methyltransferase At1g29790. Lineage: Eukaryota; Viridiplantae; Streptophyta; Magnoliopsida; Santalales; Ximeniaceae. The coding region runs from base 504 to 1910 and encodes 468 amino acids. The record is from RefSeq and is a predicted model, not a curated record. The transcript is spliced from 2 exons. Gene Ontology annotation, molecular function: methyltransferase activity.
GUUUUCAUGCUUGUUUUCAUUUGUUCACGAGAUUCGAGCUUCUCACUCUCUGCACUUUUUAAAGUUCAAAGCUUACUUUAACUCAUAAAGAAUCGUGGGUUUGCAACUUGCAAGCUUAAGAUUCAAGAUUUCAUCAAAGGCGAAACAGGGUCAUGGGUUUUGUGAAAAUUUUAAGGGAAAUGGAAGUUUUCAAUUCUUUUUUUUUGGGGGGCUGGAUAGUAUUUGAAGCUUUUGCGGGUUUGAAACCAUUGUUUUAAUGCUAGUUUGAGAGACCAGUGAGAGAAAAUUAGUGUUUGUAAGAGACAGAGAGAGAGUUUGGAUUUUUGUAAAGUUUUUCGGUGAGAAAAUUGAAGAGAAAAUUAGGAUUGAAGCUGCAGAAGGAGCAAAUCGGGGUUUUUUGGUACAUGUAUUGGGUUGUUUAUUUACAUAGGCUAAAGAUUGGGUAAAAGAGGAACCCGAAUUAACAGUAAGUUGAAAGAAGAUAAGCAUUUUUAUAUUUAAGAAUGGGGAGGUUAUGCUUUCCAAAAUGUAGGUUGUCAAGAAUAAUGGGUUUGACUCAAAUUGUACUGGGAGGGCUUGUCAUAAUGGUAAGCAUUUUGAAUCUCUUUAGAUUCUACUCUGCCGGCUUUUUCAUGCGCACUGAGGAUGUAUGCAACCACUUUCGUGGGCCGAAGGAUGCUUAUGAAGGUUUCAAUAUACAAGUUUUAGCUGAUCGGGUUGAGGAGGUGCUUGCGAAGAUGGAAAACUUGCAGGACAAGCUCGAGGCCACCGUGCAACAAAUGGAGAAGGACAAAGAUGUUAUGGAUAAAACUAACAUUUCGAGAUUGGAGUACAAGAAGUUUUUAGAAGAGGAGGUUAUUCAUCCUCUCUAUAGUGCCCACAUUGCUCUUAGACAGAUCCGAUUGCCAAAGGUGGAAGGGAUCGGAAACUCAACAGUGAAGGAGGAACCUUUGAUUAAUUACUUCAUUAUAGAGGAGAUAAGGAAGUACAUAAGCCCAAAAGAGAAUCGACUUGGGAAGAUCAAUAUAUAUGGAACAGAGAGGAUAUACAACACAAUAGGGCAUGCAUGUGUGCUAUUGAAGAAAGAACUGGAGGAGUACAUGGACUAUGACAUUGGAUCUUAUUGCAAAGAUGACUGGAGCUUAGCCCAGAAACUGAUGAUUAAAGGAUGCGAUCCUUUGCCCCGGAGGCGGUGCUUGACAAGAGCCUCUAAGCUCUAUCACAAGCCUUACCCGAUCAAUGAGUCACUGUGGAAAUUGCCCGAUGGCAGAAAUGUGAGGUGGAGCCAUUACCAGUGCAGGAAUUUCGAGUGUUUGUCUAGCAAGAAUCCAAAGCGGGGCUACUCCAAGUGUACUGGUUGCUUUGAAAUGGGGAAGGAAAUGCUUAAAUGGGUCACCAACAGCUCACUUCCUAUUGAUUUCCUGAUCCGUGAUGUUUUAGCCAUCAAGCCUGGGGAGAUGAGGAUUGGUUUGGACUUUGGUGUUGGUACAGGGAGUUUUGCUGCAAGGAUGAGAGAGCAAAAUGUUACAAUUAUCUCAACAGCUCUUAAUCUAGGAGCUCCUUUCAAUGAGAUGAUUGCCCUAAGAGGCUUGCUUCCUCUGUAUGUGACAUUAAAUCAACGCCUCCCAUUCUUUGACAACACAAUGGACUUGAUUCAUACAGCUGGGUUUAUGGAUGGCUGGAUUGACCUGCAAAUGCUGGAUUUUAUCCUAUAUGAUUGGGAUCGGAUUUUAAGGCCGGGUGGCUUGUUAUGGAUUGACCGGUUCUUUUGUGAUCGGAAGGAUCUGGAUGACUUCAUGUACAUGUUUCUGCAGUUCAGGUACAAGAAACACAAGUGGGCUAUUUCUCCCAAAUCAAAGGAUGAGGUCUAUCUUUCUGCAUUAUUAGAGAAACCUCCUAGAUCUUUGUAAUCAUAGCAUGAAGCUACUAAUUAUUUGCUUGGUAUGUUGCUGAUCUUAAGUAUGCUAGUGAUAUACUUGUUUGAAAUUCAUGAUGACUGGAAAUUAAAAAUAUUUAAAAUACCGGAA